AUGGUUACAAGAUUGGUAGGGUUACAAGAUUGGAACGGUGAAGUUCCAACAUCGGAGUGGUAUGGUUACAACAACCUUGGAACGCCAUACAGCAUGACAACGCUGACGAGCAUGCAGCAGGAGGUGGUGGAGGAAAUAGCCCAGCUGGGCUUCGUGCUCACGCAAAAGGGGAGGCACGACCAGUGGUUCAUCCCAACGCACCUUGCAGCUGCACUCUCCUCCAGCCUAUCAGAGUCUGCCACGUCAGAUUCAGAGGGCUUCAUAGUGGUGGAGACCAACUUCAGAGUUUAUGCGUACACGCAGUCCAAGCUGCAGGCGGAGAUUCUAUCACUCUUUAUGAGGUUGGAGUACCGCCUGCCCAACCUAGUGGUGGGGAUCAUGAACCGAGAGACCGUCAACAACGCACUUGCUCUCGGCAUUGUUGCAGAGCAGGUGGGGUCUCCAGGUGGUUUGAGCAGGGCAGGUGGGUCCUCAGGUGGUUUCAGCAGGGCAGGUGGGUCCUCAGGUGGUUUCAGUACGGCAGGUGGGUCCUCAGGUGGUUUCAGUAGGGCAGGUGGGUCCUCAGGUGGUUUCAGUAGGGCAGGUGGGUCCUCAGGUGGUUUCAGUAGGGCAGGUGGGUCCUCAGGUGGUUUCAGUAGGGCAGGUGGGUCCUCAGGUGGUUUCAGUAGGGCAGGUGGGUCCUCAGGUGGUUUCAGUAGGGCAGGUGGGUCCUCAGGUAGUUUCAGUAGGGCAGGUGGGUCCUCAGAUAGUGCAGUGCAGAUAGUGCAGUACAUGCGGAAGAACGCCCAUCCCCUGGUGGCCACGAAGCCCCCUGUGGUGCCCGAGACAGUGGUGGACCAGGUGCUGUGCGCUGGGGCCAUGUGUGCCACUAUCCGUCUGUGGGAGUUUGAUCGCAACAGAGUGGCCACCACUGCUGCCGUGCUCUACGACGACUUCCCCACCCAGGAAGUGUUUGAAGCCAUCGUUAAGCAUGCGCAGCAGAUUGGUGCGUUGCUGUGGAAAGACAGCAAGAAGAGAAAGUUUGUUGUUCGUGUCGAUGCACAUGAUAGCGUGCGGACGUUUAUUCGCCACCUCGGCAGCAAGAAGAAACGGCGCAGUGACGCGUAG
Closterium sp. NIES-65 is the source of this 1107-nucleotide messenger RNA. The record is from the annotation of a GenBank genome assembly. Lineage: Eukaryota; Viridiplantae; Streptophyta; Zygnematophyceae; Desmidiales; Closteriaceae.